AUGAGUUUGGGCGCGGUAGGCCAGCGCCGGUCCUUUGACGGUCACCUGUGCACAAUUCGCUAUGUGGGCGGAGUCCAGGGCACAUCCGGCGACUGGCUGGGCGUCGAAUGGGACGACCCAACUCGAGGCAAGCAUUCAGGAGAGCAUAAAGGAGUUCGAUAUUUUACAUGCAAGAACAGCUACAGCGACACAGCGGGGUCUUUUGUUCGCCCCUCCAGGCCAUCAGAUCCCCCGCGGAGCUUCCUCGAGGGUAUUCAUGAAAAGUACGCUUCAGAGUUUGAGCAGCGACAUAAGGCAGAUGUCUCUUCGAAUGCAGGCCCCGGCUCCAAAUCUAUCCAAAUCAGCGGUAAAGUCGUCGAAGAGGUCGGCUUCGAUAAAAUCCGCAAGCAACUCGCCGAGCUAGAGGAGCUCCGCAUUGUGCUAUUAGACGGGCUCCGCAUUGCAGGUGUACUUUCUAGCUAUGAGCAGCCUGAAGAUCAGGUUCUGUCAGCAGCUUCAAAAAUCGCAACGACCUGCCCAAAGAUAAUUGAGUUGGAUCUUAGUCGGAAUCUUCUGAGCCGUUGGCGAGAUGCUUGGCAAAUUUGCAACCAGCUGAAAAGCCUGAAAAGGCUUCGUUUGAACGGCAACCGUUUCCAACCGUUAGAAGACGGCUUUGCCUUUGAAGGUGUCUCGGAGCUGCAUCUGGACGAGACUUUACUGUCAUGGGAAGAGAUCGCAGAGGCAUCAACUCGUUUCCCUGCACUCACCUCCCUCACAGCUUCCGCCAAUCAGCUUACCAGCAUUGCCUGUGCACCUACAUGUUCACUUGUUUCAUUGACUCUCGAAAACAAUGAGAUCACCUCAAUAUCAUCACUCCGUGAACUAUCCAAGCUACCGGAUCUGGAGCAUCUCUCCCUCCGCGGAAACAACAUCUUCGCCAUUAGCGAUGAUCCAACUGAAGAAACACUUGACUUCCAAUUCCCAGCGACUCUGCAGUCUCUCGACCUCUCCCGGAACAAUAUCUCAUCCUGGUCCUUCCUCAACAGGAUGCGCACCAUCUUCCCAGGCCUCAAGACCCUCCGUAUCUCCGGCAACCCCAUUUACGACCAAUCACCUCUCCCACCAUCCGUCGCAGCAGCCACAGCUUCUAUGAGCGCCGCGAAGCCCAUGACCGUCGACGAAGCAUUCAUGCUUACUCUAUCUCGCUUCCCGCCGAGCCUUCAGGUUCUCAACUACAGUAAGAUCUCACCCCAAGAUCGCUCCAAUGCGGAAAUGUAUUAUCUCUCCCUCAUCGGCAAGGAGCUCUCCGCCGCUUCGGAAGGAGAGCUCUCGCGAAUCAUAGCGACACAUCCCCGCUAUGGAGAGCUUUGUGAGAUCUACGGUGAGCCGGCGAUCACAAGAGCUCUUGUUAGCGAUGGAUCGGGCCAGAGGGCCGUCCAUCCGCGCUCCGUUGCGGCACGUCUAGUCAAGAUGGCGUUCCGAGUCUCUGAUGGUUCCGGCCCGGUGCGAGUGAAGGAAGUGCCGAACUCUUUCAAUACGUACCAAGUCAAAGCGAUUGCCGCCCGGACCUGUGAUCUCAAGCCAUUUUCAUUCAAGCUGGUCUGGGAGACGGACGAGUGGGAUCCGGUGGCGAAGCAGACUGUUGACGAGGCGGACUGGGCGGAUGAUAGCGAGGAUGAAAUGUCUCGAAAUGAACAAGACGCAUCAUUAGAACAGAGUAAUGCGAGUCGGUUUGUGAGGCGGGAGGUGGAGCUCGUGGACUCGUUGCGAGAUAUUGGAUAUCUGUUCCAGGGUGAGAUGGGCGAAGUGAAGAUCCGCGUGGACCGAUACUAG
Messenger RNA from Penicillium chermesinum, 1812 nucleotides. RefSeq lists its product as uncharacterized. Bases 1 to 1812 code for a protein of 603 amino acids. The record is from RefSeq and is a predicted model, not a curated record. Lineage: Eukaryota; Fungi; Ascomycota; Eurotiomycetes; Eurotiales; Aspergillaceae. The transcript has 4 exons. Gene Ontology annotation, molecular function: protein binding.